UCUCCACUCUCCACGCGCGCAGCCCCUCACCACCUUCCCGCCCGGGGGGAGGGUUCUGUGCCGGGGUGUGGAGCGGAGCGGAGGGCACCGUCCCCGCGGAUACAUCUGCCGCUCGCUGUCCGCUCCGCAAGGCGGAGAGCCGCGCCCCUCAGCGCCAGGCGGCUCUGAGCGGGCGGCAGCGCGGCGUGCCCGGGGCCGGGAUACCCGCAGGUUCGGGAGCCCCAGGAGCUCCGCGUGCGUCUGUCCUCCGCGGGGUUUCCUUUCAGUGGUGUUUCCCCUCAGGGCUCCCCCUGAGGACUCGAGAAGCGCCGGUUCUUUGCUCUGCCCUCAGCGCUGCGCUGCCGUGAGGAGCUGCCACAAGAGGUGGUGCGGCCGCUGCGCUCCGUGACUCACGGCUGUGCGAGAGGCUCACGCGUGUUUCAUUGUUGUACAAUUAAAGAACGCAUCUCUGGGAAGGGAAGCGUGGAACCUCAGCUUCUCACCGAGGCGAUUCACACGCGAGGCGCGGGAGCAGACGUAGCAUUAGCAUAGGAGCCGUGUCAGAUCCUGUGCUGCACUGAGUCAUGGCGCUGGAGGCGGGUCGGCGCAUUGUUAGGAGGCUGUUGUAGAAGAAAUUAUACUUGUAAGUUUUUUGGAGCGACGGGAGCAAUAUCUUUCUUAUUUGUGCGUAGGAAGGAACUGAGUCAAGUACGACUAGAGAAUGUUAAUGCUGAGUGUUUAUCUCAGUGCUCGUGGAAUCCGAGGGAGAGGCCCGCGGUUCCCCACACUAACAGGGUUACAUCUAGACUGUGGUUUUCCAAAAGCCCCGAGGUCUCGCACCGACAUCAUUAAGUGUAUUUCUGAAGAUGUGGAUACACGGUUUUAAAAGGAACAUGAAGCUUAUUGAUAAUCACCUUUCACAGUUUUUGAUAUCCCUCUUAUUAAGCAUAAACAUUUCAUGUGGGCAUCUUUUCAAUAACAUAGUUUCUCAGUUCAGUUUAUGACACCAAACUUGUUACAGAGGUGCAAAGCGUAAUCACCUGGAAAUGGAAAAUUCUGUGAAAAAUGAAUUUGAUGACAUGCAUGACAAGUCACACUCAGUUAUCUGAAAAUUGAGUCAUGUUCUUACAAAUCAAUGACCUUUGGAUGGCUGUUUGAAGAUUGCAUGUUGGAUAAAAUUGUUAACGUGGUGCGGAGGAGGAAGGGGUGCACUGCUGGCAGCAGGUUGUGCAGCUCUGCAGUUACCACAUAUUAAGGCUGAAAUGUGAGCCUGAAGUGCCUCCAAAGGAAUGGCAAAUAGCUCCUCUCAAAGAGAUGUUAAGAUGGAUAAAGCCUCGGUUAGAAAGAGUGACCCGAGAGAAAUGUUUUUGUAUUGAGGUUCUGGAAUCAACUCUGGUUGAGAACCAUAAAGAGAGUCUUUGCUUUAGAAGGUGGGGGUUCCCUGGAGCUGGCUGUCUCCAUGGGGUGCUUUGCAGCACUCAUACUUCAGUUACUUGCUGGAGACACGUGGAGGAAGUCAGCAACUUAGAGAGCUGUUGGCUGAAGCUCUGUUUGAUUUAUCAGAGAGCUCUGCAUUAAAGAAUCUCUGUUAUUUGGACAUACUUUAAUGCUGUUCUGCUCUGUAUGAGUCACUUUCUGGAUUUUGUUUACAUGCUGUCUCCUCUAGUAUGAAAAUGUUUAGACUGUUAAAAAGUGUUCGGGUGACUGUGUAGUUUCUGUUCAUGUCUGAUUUGUUUAUUAGGUGUAAGUAUUGCUUCCAUGUUUGUUAACUAUUAGCAUUUAAAAAUACGAACCCAAAACUUUGUUUUGAAAGGAAUGCUCAUCCAAAUGUUUGCUGCAUUUUGACAUUCACAGCAAUGGAACGUGUAGGGCUGUGGGCUGACUCACUUCAUUCCUGCACAGAGCUUCGUAGCUUUAAAACUACGUAGCUAGCAAGAUGUAAAGUGUGCGCAAUUACUUUGACCUCUGCGCCAGAAUUAGUCUUUGCAACAGCUAAUUUUGAUGUGCACAGUGCAGAAAUUAUUCUCUUAAAAUUUGGUCUACCUGUUCUAUUGACUUUUCACUGAUGAGGUUUAGAAAUGUCACUGAAUUGCUAUUUUGCACCUGUGUGGUUUUGUGCUCAAUGUCUUACAACGAGGAAGUGAGGAUGUGGAGAUUUUCCCACUAGAAACCAAUUCUAUACCUCUGAUAUGAAUCUUCCACAUCAUUUGACUUUGGAAGAUUAUUUAACCAACUAUUAUAAUUCUUUCUUGUACCUUGAGGAGGAAGAGGCUCAUGCAGUUGGGAAGAUGAAGUUGGCUUUGGAAGUCCACCCCAAUGCUCUGGCGUAUUCCAUGACCACGUUGGGUGCUGGAAUGAUGAACAGUAUCUUUAAUUUCUACUACGUCAAGCUUUUCCUAAACCAAUACAGAAUUUCAGAAGUAGCGUUUCAUCAAGCACAGGUUGUAUUUAUGAUAUGGAACGCCAUUAAUGAUCCACUUUUUGGCUAUAUUCAAGACAACUCCCAAUUGCCAUGCUGCUCCAGACGCCAGUUUUCAAUUCUGUACGGAGCUCCGCUAUACGCGUUGGCCUUUUUGCUUCCUUGGUUUCCUUGGAGACAUUAUGAAGAAGGUGACUGGCUGAGUGGGCUCCACCUCAUUGUUGCAUUAUGUGCUUUUGAUGGUUUGCUUACCUUUGUGCUGCUCGCACAGUGCGCGCUCUUUGCAGAAAUUUCAACAAGACAUGAAAGCAGGCUUCAGCUUAUAAAAUACAACCAAGUAGCAACAUUAAUCGGAUCAACAAGCGUUCUCUUUUGUGGCCUGAUAUCAGAUAAUAUGGAAAAUUUUGCUUAUUUUCAGGCUUUUGCUGUUUUGAUUGCAGCAUUAGCAACAGCUUGUAUGUAUUACACAGGCAAAUACAGUACCAGUCAGUAUGAGCAGAGAGGAAUUCCUGCCGAGAAUGCUGAUCGAGGCAAUGGUGACAGAGCUCUCUCCUGGUCCUCGGUGAUCUCAUUAACCAAACAGAUUAUGACAGAGAAAAACUUUUUAUUUUUUGUUACUAUGAACUUCUUCCAAGUUUUCCACUUAGCCUUCUGCAACAAUUUUAUGAUGAUCUUUGCGGAUAAUCUCAUUCCUCAGGAUGUCCUUUCUUCUUCUAUAAGAAGCAUCAUGUAUGGAGCAGGCUUCAUUUGUCCUCAGUGCCUUGUUCUUCUCAGUCAUGCUUCGUUGAAGAAGUUUGGUUAUUACAGAAUCAUCUUGUUUUCCUUUUACUUUGAAGGAGUAGCCGCCGCUGUCAUGUUUGUUCUAGGACCAGGGCAUUAUUAUCUCUUGGCAUUUUAUCUGACAAUAAACAUGGUAAUUGUACAAGCUUCGUUUAGUUUGUUCAAUUUGCCUUUGGCUGAUAUUGUUGAUGCAGAUUUAAUCAAGCACAAGCGAAGAUCACCGCUUUCCUCUAUGGUUUUUGGUACCAAUGCUUUAUUUACCAAGCCUGCUCAGUCUUUGGCUCCAAUGCUUGUGGUUACAAUACUGAAUCAAUUUGGUUAUGAGAACUUGAAUAAUGAAGUUGCUCAGCAUGAUCCAAGGUGAGUUCAAAAGGGAUACUUUAAAUCAGAGAAACUAAAGGGAAAUAAUCCUGUCAUAUAAAAAACACAUUAGUCUGCUGUUAGUUUCCAUCAGCUGCACUUCAGAAACAGUUUUCUGUGUGGUAUUAUUUUGUUGUUAGGUAGAAAUAGAAAUGUUUUCUAGUUUGUUGGUUUUGUUUAUUUGUUUUUUACGAAUAAACCUUCUAUCAAGCAAUACAUUUGAGGAUACCUACCUAAUUUUGAGGGGGGGGGAAAAGGAUACGUUGCAAUAUUUAACCAUUUUUGGUUCUCUGUGAAAAAUAAAAAGCAAUGUUUGAGAUUA
Molecule: messenger RNA, 3860 nt
Organism: Meleagris gallopavo (turkey)
Lineage: Eukaryota; Metazoa; Chordata; Aves; Galliformes; Phasianidae
Source: RefSeq, a predicted model, not a curated record